Gossypium raimondii (Peruvian cotton) is the source of this 1737-nucleotide messenger RNA. RefSeq names its product cytochrome P450 CYP736A12. The transcript is spliced from 2 exons. The record is from RefSeq and is a predicted model, not a curated record. The coding region runs from base 83 to 1624 and encodes 513 amino acids. NCBI's taxonomy places the organism in Eukaryota, Viridiplantae, Streptophyta, Magnoliopsida, Malvales, Malvaceae. Gene Ontology annotation, molecular function: heme binding; monooxygenase activity; iron ion binding.
UAGUUUCGUGUAUAGUUUAUACAUACCCAACAACCCUAACCCACCGUAAAAGAAAAAAAAAAUACAAAGAGAGAGAAAGAAAAUGUCUCCAACCUUAGCUUUAGUGUUUGCUCUCCUUGGAACUCUCUGUUCCUUCAUCUACAUCUUUCGCCCCACCAAAUCCCGAUCAAACCAUAACAAAAAUGGGCAGAAACUUCCUCCUGGUCCCCGCGCCCUACCCAUAAUCGGCAACCUCCAUAUGCUAGGAAAGCUUCCUCACCAAAAUCUUCACCAUCUAGCUAAAAGAUAUGGCCCCAUAAUGUCACUAAGGCUAGGCUGUGUACCAACAAUAGUGGUAUCAUCACCUGAAGCAGCUGAACUAUUCCUCAAAACUCAUGACCUUGUAUUUGCUAGCAGGCCUGGAAUACAAGCCGGGGAGUACUUGUCUUAUGGUUCCACGGGCAUGGCUUUUACUCCGUACGGUUCCUAUUGGCGAACUGUUCGGAAAUGGUGCACUUUGCAUCUCCUUAGUGCUUCAAAAGUUGAAUAUUUUGCCCCAGUAAGGAAAACGGAGCUAGGGUCGUUGGUUGAAUCAGUAAAGGAGUCAGCGGCAGCGCGUGAGACGGUGAACCUUAGCGAGAAGGUCGGCGAGCUUAUUGAAAAAAUGAUGUGUAAGAUUAUAUUUGGACGAUCCAAUGAUGAUAGAUUCAACUUGAGGUCACUGAUUGAUCAAACCAUGCAUCUCUCUGGAGCUUUCAAUAUAUCAGAUUUUGUGCCUUAUCUUGCUCCACUUGACCUCCAGGGAUUAGGACGAAGGCUUAAGAGGGCGAGUGAGUUAGUUGAUACAGUAUUGGAGAAAAUAAUUGAUGAACAUAUGCAAGGGACCGAUGCCGAGGAUCGAAAACCCCAUAGGGAUUUCGUUGAUGUGAUGAUUUCCAUGUUGAAUCAACCAAUGAACCCUCACGACAAAGAUGAAACCUACAUAAUCAAGAGAAAAAACAUCAAGGCAAUACUAUUGGAUAUGAUUGCAGCUUCAUUUGAAACAUCAGCUGUAGCCAUCGUGUGGACAUUUUCAGAAAUUUUGAGGCAUCCUCGAGUUAUGGUUGCUCUUCAACAUGAGUUGGAAACUGUGGUUGGAAGGAAUAGACUUGUCGAAGAGUCGGACUUAUCGAAACUAACGUAUUUGGAUAUGGUUGUGAAAGAAGGUCUGAGAUUGCAUCCAGUUGCUCCAUUCCUAGUUCCACAUGAAUCCUUAGAAGAUAUUGUCAUUAAUGGAUAUUUCAUACCGAAGAAAUCACGGAUCUUAGUGAAUAUCUGGUCAAUGGGUCGAGACCGGAAUAUAUGGUCUGAAAAUGCAGAAGAAUUCUUUCCGGAAAGAUUCAUUAAUAAUAACAUAGAUCUUCGUGGACAUGAUUUCCGGCUCAUCCCAUUCGGAUCAGGUCGUAGAGGUUGCCCUGGAAUGCAUUUAGCGCUAAUCAACGUGAGUCUAAUUUUAGCUCAAUUAGUCCAUUGCUUUAAUUGGGAGUUACCUGAUGGGAUGUUGCCCGAUGAACUAAACAUGACUGAAAUCUUUGGUCUUUCAUUGCCAAGGGCUACUCAUUUGCUUGCAAAGCCAACUUACCGUUUACUUGGUUUAGCAACCUAAAUAAUAGCAGAUAAGAUCAAAAUUUGUGUUGGUGUGGUAAUAUUGGAAUAAGUUGUCGCUUUAAAUGAGAUUUUAAGAAAUUUAAGUUUUCAUAUUUUAUUUUCUUGAUACAA